Molecule: messenger RNA, 927 nt
Organism: Colletotrichum abscissum
Lineage: Eukaryota; Fungi; Ascomycota; Sordariomycetes; Glomerellales; Glomerellaceae
Exons: 4
Coding region: 1-927 (308 amino acids)
Source: RefSeq, a predicted model, not a curated record
AUGAGACGUCGAUUCUGGUUUCGGGCUUUCGUCAUUACGGCCCUUCUUGGCAAUGUCUGCGCGCAACUGGAUUCAUUGCCACCAUGUGGUAUUACCUGUGUCAACAAUGUCAUUGCCAAAGGAUUUGGUUGCGCCUCUGGAGACAAUGCCUGCCUCUGUAAACAACAAGACUUCGUGUUUGGUGUUCGCGAUUGCGCCUCGCAAUCAUGCGCCGCAGAUGUAGCACCCAAAGUCAAUGAAUAUGUCGCGGGUCUAUGUGCAACUGCUACGCAAGCACCUCCUGCUUCGACACCGCCUGCGUCAAAUCCGCCGGCUUCUACACCCGCCGUUCAGCAGACAACACCCCCGGCGGUGCUGCCGUCGACUUCUCAGCCGCCUCCGUCGCCAUCAAGCUUGAGCGAGCCGCCGAAACCCAGCGCCGCCGAGACUCCCACUUCCUCUGAAGUCGUCAAAACAACUCCAUCGGAAACCUCUAGUAACCCUGGCACUGAUACUGCUCAGGCCUUCCAGCCGUCGACUGCAGUUCCGACCACCCUCGCCACAUCUACCAGGUCAUUGUCCUCAACCUCUUCGAGGUCGACGUCGACAUCUACCGGAGCUCGCCCAUCGCAAUCCGGCUCAGCCUCGGAGACCGGAGCGGGCAAUCUAGAGAGCGAUGCGGCAGGCCUCUCUUCAUCUGCUAAGAUAGGUAUCGGAGUGGGAGCAGGUGUAGGUGUCCUAGCCAUCGCCUUGGCCCUGUGGCUCCUCAUCAGACGACCAAAGAAUCGUACAAAGUCUAUGCAAAUUUCGGGCCCAAUGCCUGGCUCCGGAAGAGACUACACUGGAGGUUUCAUUGGAAUCAAAGACAAGAAUCACUCGGAGCUGGAGAUGAAGUCGAGAAGGUACGAAGACAUGUUGCCGCGCCAGUCACCCAGGCGUUUCGAGUGA